Lipotes vexillifer (Yangtze River dolphin) is the source of this 2859-nucleotide messenger RNA. It is a transcript of the gene INTS8, whose product is annotated as integrator complex subunit 8. NCBI's taxonomy places the organism in Eukaryota, Metazoa, Chordata, Mammalia, Artiodactyla, Lipotidae. The coding region runs from base 1 to 2775 and encodes 924 amino acids. The record is from RefSeq and is a predicted model, not a curated record. Gene Ontology annotation, molecular function: protein binding. Gene Ontology annotation, cellular component: integrator complex. Gene Ontology annotation, biological process: snRNA 3'-end processing. The transcript is spliced from 25 exons.
AUGAGCGCGGAGGCGGCGGACCGGGAGGCGGCCACCUCCAGCCGGCCCUGCACCCCGCCGCAGACCUGCUGGUUCGAGUUCCUGCUGGAGGAGUCGUUGUUGGAGAAACAUCUGCGCAAGCCCUGCCCGGAUCCUGCACCAGUUCAACUUAUAGUCCAGUUUUUGGAACAGGCUUCUAAACCUUCAGUUAAUGAACAGAACCAGGUUCAACCUCCACCUGAUAACAAGAGAAAUCGUAUUUUAAAGCUUCUUGCUCUUAAAGUUGCUGCACAUUUGAAGUGGGACUUAGACGUAUUAGAGAAAAGUAUGAAUCAGAUGCAACAGGAGAAAGAGCUAACAGAAAAUAUUUUGAAAGUGCUAAAAGAACAAGCUUCUGAUUCUAUCUUGGUACUAGAGGCAGCCCUUAAAUUAAACAAGGAUCUUUAUGUCCACACGAUGAGAACGCUAGAUUUAUUGGCCAUGGAGCCAGGCUUGGUAAAUGGAGAGACUGAGAGUUCCACUGUUGGACUGAAAAUCAAAACCGAGGAGAUGCAGUGCCAGGUGUGUUAUGAUUUGGGUGCAGCAUACUUCCAGCAAGGCUCUACAAAUCCAGCUGUCUAUGAAAAUGCCAGAGAAAAAUUUUUUAGAACCAAAGAAUUAAUUGCAGAGAUAGGUUCAUUAUCUCUUCAUUGUACCAUAGAUGAGAAGCGGUUAGCUGGCUAUUGUCAAGCGUGUGGUGUUCUUGUACCUUCUUCUGAUAGUGCAUCUCAGCAAUUGACUCCAUAUAGUCAAGUCCAUAUUUGUUUGAGAUCUGGCAACUAUCAGGAGGUAACAAAGAUUUUCGCUGAAGACAAUUUAACCUUCAGUUUACCUGUGCAGUUCCGGCAGUCAGUCCUAAGAGAGCUCUUUCAGAAAGCUCAGCAGGGAAAUGAAGCUCUAGAUGAAAUCUGUUUUAAAGUCUGUGCCUGUAACACAGUCCGUGAUAUAUUGGAAGGUAGAGCGAUUGGUGUUCAAUUUAACCAGCUAUUUCUUAGACCUAAUAAAGAGAAAAUAGACUUUCUUCUUGAGGUAUGUUCAAGAUCAAUAAAUUUAGAAAAAGCUUCAGAUUCUUUGAAAGGAAACAUGGCUGCUUUUCUAAAGAAUGUGUGUCUGGGGUUGGAAGACCUGCAGUAUGUUUUCAUGAUUUCUUCACAUGAGCUUUUCAUUACAUUGUUGAAAGAUGAAGAACGAAAGCUACUUGUUGAUCAGAUGAGGAAGAGAUCCCCUAGAGUAAAUCUGUGCAUUAAACCAGUAACUUCAUUUUAUGAUAUCCCAGCCUCAGCAAGUGUCAACAUUGGCCAAUUGGAGCAUCAGCUGAUAUUGUCAGUAGAUCCCUGGAGGAUUCGACAGAUUUUAAUUGAAUUACAUGGUAUGACUUCAGAGCGCCAGUUCUGGACAGUGUCUAAUAAGUGGGAAAUACCUUCUGUCUAUAGUGGUGUUAUCCUGGGAAUCAAAGACAAUUUAACAAGAGAUUUGGUUUACAUUCUAAUGGCCAAAGGUUUACACUGCAGUACUGUUAAGGACUUUUCCCAUGCUAAACAGCUAUUUGCUGCUUGUUUGGAGUUGGUGACAGAAUUCUCACCAAAACUUCGUCAGGUCAUGCUGAAUGAGAUGCUGCUUUUGGAUAUUCAUACACAUGAAGCUGGAACAGGGCAAUCUGGAGAGAGACCGCCUUCUGAUCUUAUUAGUAGGGUGCGAGGAUAUCUGGAAAUGAGGCUUCCUGAUAUUCCUCUUCGUCAAGUUAUUGCCGAGGAGUGUGUUGCUUUUAUGUUAAACUGGAGGGAAAAUGAAUACCUUACCCUGCAAGUUCCUGCAUUUCUGCUUCAGAGUAAUCCAUAUGUAAAGCUUGGACAGCUUUUAGCAGCUACAUGCAAAGAACUUCCAGGCCCUAAAGAAAGUAGACGGACUGCUAAAGACCUUUGGGAAGUUGUUGUUCAGAUCUGUAGUGUGUCCAGUCAACACAAACGAGGAAAUGAUGGCAGAAUUAGUUUAAUAAAGCAGAGGGAGUCUACAUUAGGUAUAAUGUAUCGGAGUGAACUGCUUUCUUUUAUCAAAAAAUUACGGGAACCGUUGGUUUUGACUAUUAUUUUAUCACUCUUUGUGAAACUUCACAAUGUUCGGGAGGACAUUGUGAAUGAUAUUACAGCCGAACACAUUUCUAUCUGGCCAUCCACCAUCCCCAACCUCCAGUCCGUGGACUUUGAAGCCGUGGCUAUCACAGUGAAAGAGCUAGUUCGGUAUUCCCUCAGUAUAAACCCAAACAACCAUUCCUGGUUAAUUAUUCAGGCAGACAUUUAUUUUGCAACAAAUCAGUAUUCGGCAGCUCUUCACUAUUACCUCCAGGCAGGAGCUGUGUGUUCUGAUUUCUUUAAUAAGGCUGUGCCCCCAGAUGUUUAUACAGACCAGGUAAUAAAACGAAUGAUAAAGUGCUGUUCUUUGCUGAAUUGCCACACACAGGUGGCAAUUUUAUGUCAGUUCCUCAGAGAGAUUGACUACAAAACAGCCUUUAAAUCACUGCAGGAACAAAACAGUCAUGAUGCUAUGGACUCCUACUAUGACUACAUAUGGGAUGUUACCAUUUUGGAAUACUUGACUUAUCUUCAUCACAAAAGAGGAGAAACAGAUAAAAGACAAAUUGCGAUAAAAGCCAUCGGCCAGACAGAAUUGAACGCAAGCAACCCAGAAGAAGUGUUACAGCUGGCAGCGCAGAGAAGGAAAAAAAAGUUUCUUCAAGCAAUGGCAAAACUUUACUUUUAAGCAGUUAGUUAAAAUUUUUUGACUUUUAUUUUUUAAACAAUGGGCUAAAAAUAAACAGUAUUAAAAGAUUAAGUUUACAUAAUA